Juglans regia (Persian walnut) is the source of this 983-nucleotide messenger RNA. RefSeq names its product plasmodesmata-located protein 2-like. Lineage: Eukaryota; Viridiplantae; Streptophyta; Magnoliopsida; Fagales; Juglandaceae. The transcript is spliced from 2 exons. Gene Ontology annotation, biological process: plasmodesmata-mediated intercellular transport; transport of virus in multicellular host. Gene Ontology annotation, cellular component: plasmodesma. The record is from RefSeq and is a predicted model, not a curated record. The coding region runs from base 54 to 932 and encodes 292 amino acids.
ACCACGAAAAUCCCAACAAAUUCAUCUUUAACUUGAACAAGACCAGCUCCCUAAUGGAUUCAACCUUAAUUUCAUUCUCUCUUCCAUCUAACUCGCUGCUUCUUAUACUUCAUUUAGCUCUCUUUCUACCUUCUGUCAGACCCUUCUCAGAUUACAGCACCUUGGUAUACAAGAAUUGUGCAAGCCAAACUAUCACAGAUCCAACAAAAUCUUACACAGAAGCCCUUUCUGCCCUUUUCCAUGAGCUCCUGGCGCAGUCCUCCCAGUCUAAGUUCUUCAAAACCGUUGAAAUGUACAAUGAAAUGGCCAUUUCUGGCCUCUUUCAAUGCAGAGGCGAUAUCAGUGAUGAGGAGUGUUACGAUUGUGUUAAUGCGCUUUCUCAAAUCUCAAACAGCUUGUGCAGCCAAUCCAUGGCAGCUCGGAUUCAGCUUUUAGGGUGCUAUACGCAAUAUGAAGCCGAUGGUUUUCAACAAACUAGUACUUCAAAAACGAAUUUGCUCUUCAAGAAUUGUGGGAAAUCGGAUCAUGGGGUGGCUGUUAGCUUUGCAGAGAUUAGAGACGCGGCCUUUGCUGCAACGGAAAGUGGUGUUGUGAGCGGUAAUGGGUUCUAUACAAGUAGUUACGACAAAGUGCAAGUUAUGGCGCAGUGUGAGGGUGAUUUAGGGGAUUGUGAUUGUGGGGAAUGCGUGAGCAACGCAGUGCAGAUUGCUCAGGAAGAAUGCGGUAGUUCCGUUGCGGGAGAAAUCUAUUUCGACAAGUGCUUUAUGAGCUAUUCCUACUCUCCGGAUGGGUUAACAGAUCAGAAUGGGAGAGGAAACAACAAUAACAAUCUCAAAACUACCGCAAUUGUUGUUGGAGGGGCGGCAGCUAUAUUUUUUGGGUUUAUUUUCUUGUUGUGUAUCAAGUCGUGGGGAAAGAAAGAUGACGAUUGAGUAUAGGUCGUGGCAAAUUUAUUGAAGGAAAAAGCUUCUAUGUACUCCACG